AUGGGAAAGGAAAUCGUGGUAAUCGGUCGCCUUUUAGAAUCCGAUUGCGAAGUUUCUUUAGCUACAGAUGAAGAAAAAGGAAAUACCCUUGUAGAUUCCAAAGAUAAAGUGCAGGAUUGUGAAGGGCAGUGUUCCGAAAAUAGUUCUGAGCUUAGCACUUCACCUCUGAAAUAUGAAUUUUUAACUUUAUCGAAGUUGCAGAUAAAGGAUGCACCGAAGAUUUUGAUCGACAAAUAUUGUCAUUCUUCUACACUAAAACAGUUUGCUCUGUCUUCGCUGAAAGCUUCAGAAGCUCGAUCUCUUGCUGGCAUGUUUAUUACCAAUGGUGUCCCAUUUGAUAGGGAAACGCUGCCGAAUCCAGAUAUUUGGAUUUCCUGUGAUAUUAGUGACUACCUUCAUACAUGUUGGUUUGGUAUAUGUAAGACAAACGAUGGCAUUGCGACUUACCAUGCUAGAACAUUGCCACGAGAUUACACAGACCCUAUCAAAUUUUUGGAAGAUUACAAAGAACGUUUUCGUGAUUCCUACAAGGUCUCUCCAAACAUAGCUUAUUGUGUGUAUGAUGUUGUUCCGAAAACAGUUACAACCAAUCGAGACAACCAAAACAGAUUGUCUGGACUUGUAGAGCUUCAUGUAUCAUGGACAUUUCUAAAUAUGAAUCAUUGUUCUGAUGGAAUACUUUCGAAACCUGUUCCGUCAGCUUCGGUCGUUGCUAAGAUAUCACCAGGUUGGCUUGAUGUACGCUUGCCACACCUUGGUUUAGUUGUUGAGCUGGAACAGGUGCUUGCCUUAGGACGUGCAUUGAGAACCGGCAAAGUGACUUGGUCAAAUGUGGAUUUCGAGCAAAUACAGGAGGAUGAAAAGCUCAUAAAAUCUGCGUUACAAUCUCUGCUUAAUCAAACUUUACCUUUUUCUAGAAACAAAGAUUUGGAGGAUAUUCCACUGGAUUUACCUCAAGAUUUCACGGAAGAACUGUGGCUCAUAUUGCGAUACUGUCAUUCAAAUCAAGAUCUCAUAAAAGCUUUAAAAUAUGUUUUUGAUGCUUUGAAAGGAGGAUAUAAAAAUACCUUGGUACUUACAAAUAAUAGAUGUACGAUGGCACGUUUAUUGCGCGAUGCAUGUAGCAGCGACUUGCUAUUACCACGUUUGGAGGGCCUUACACCGAUACAAAUUUAUUUGGAAAUGGGUCUGGAGCGGUUGCGAAGAGCUUGUAUCGAUGAAUUUUUAAAUAGAGAGUAUUUUGAGUCUGCUGCCGAAAUUGAUGCUGUUUUUGAUUGCUGCGCAGGGAAAGAACCACAGGAUCAGGCCGAUGCAUUAUUCUUGUUCUACAAUAGUCUUUUGGUAGUAAAUACAUGUAAGCAAUAUCUUAGAUUGGAUCGCCAUCAUAUAAAUAUCAUUGCAAGGCAAGUCCUUGAACAGUACAGCAAACUGAACAUAUCUCCUACGGCUGAUGACAUAACCGAACAAAUGAUGGAAAAGAUGACUUUUACAUUAAAUUCCAGAUUGUCAUUUACAGACAUCUUCAAACCUGUACAUGAAAAUAGAUUUCCCAAAAUUUGGAAAUCAGAAGUUACGGUUGAAACCACUAAUAAAGAAGGUUGGUUAGCGCGCUGCAUGAUUUUGUGUUCACGUACUUCUUGGUUACCGUUUAUCAAAAAUCCUGGAACUAACGAUGUUGCAUUUGACAGACAGAAUACUGAUGGGGGAAAUAAACUCGAUAGUGCAAAGAAAAUUAAGGACCAGACAGUGCUUCAAAAUUUCAUGUCAGAAAAAAUUUUUUCUUCAAGCGAUGAAGAAAAAUUAAAACUGCAUACAACUCUACGUCAUUACGAGAUCAGUGUCGUUACCGGCAGUUUCUCCACGCUAUUGUCAAGAUAA
Molecule: messenger RNA, 1878 nt
Organism: Brugia pahangi
Lineage: Eukaryota; Metazoa; Nematoda; Chromadorea; Rhabditida; Onchocercidae
Source: the annotation of a GenBank genome assembly